This is a messenger RNA of Saccharomyces eubayanus, 906 nucleotides long. RefSeq names its product chitin deacetylase CDA1 (gene CDA1). The record is from RefSeq and is a predicted model, not a curated record. Gene Ontology annotation, biological process: ascospore wall assembly; carbohydrate metabolic process. The transcript has a single exon. Bases 1 to 906 code for a protein of 301 amino acids. NCBI's taxonomy places the organism in Eukaryota, Fungi, Ascomycota, Saccharomycetes, Saccharomycetales, Saccharomycetaceae. Gene Ontology annotation, cellular component: prospore membrane. Gene Ontology annotation, molecular function: chitin deacetylase activity.
AUGAUAAUAUACCGUGCAGUACAAACUGCGCUAUUGGCAGGUUUUUUUUUGAAAUCUGGGGAGUGUUUAGCUUCCAAUGGGAGCACUGCAUUAAUUGGGGACGAAGAUAUGCAAACUCCCUUUCCAGAAUGGCUAAAAGAAUUUACCAAUAUUACUCAAUGGCCUGGGCUUGACCCACCUUAUAUUCCACUAGAUUACAUAGAUCUCACUAAAGUCCCAGAGUUUGAACGGUAUCAAUCUGGUAGGUGUCCAAACAUUUCCAGAGAACAGUGCUCAUUCGACUGUUACAACUGUGUUGAUGUUGAUGAUGUUACUUCGUGUUUCAAGCUUUCUCAAACAUUCGACGAUGGUCCGACCCCAGCAACAGAGACAUUGCUUGAAAAUUUGAGACACAGGACCACUUUUUUCGUUUUAGGAAUUAACACUGUUAAUUUCCCUCAUAUAUACGAGAGUGUCGUAGAGAGAGGUCAUUUAGUCGGUACACAUACUUGGUCACAUGCAUUUUUACCAAGCCUAUCAAAUGAAGAAAUCGUAGCCCAAAUCGAGUGGUCAAUUUGGGCAAUGAAUGCUACCGGUAAACACUUUCCUAAAUAUUUUAGACCUCCUUACGGGGCCAUUGAUAACAGGGUGAGAGCUAUUGUUAAACAGUUUGGGUUAACUGUGGUCUUAUGGGAUCACGAUACUUUUGAUUGGAAAUUAAUUACGAAUGAUAAAUUAAGAACGGAGGAGCAAAUAUUCAAGGAUAUAGAGACUUGGAAGAGUCAACGAAAAGGCUUAAUUUUGGAACAUGAUGGUGCACGAAGGACUGUCGAUCUUGCGAUUAAAAUCAAUAAAUUAGUUGGUAAUGAUCAAUUGACUGUUGCAGAAUGUAUUGGUGAUACAGAUUAUAUAGAGCGAUAUGACUGA